AUGGCAAACACUCGAAUAGUCGUCUUGAUUGAUAUGGACUGCUUUUACGUGCAGGUGGAGCAACGUGAAAACCCUGAUUUGUACGGAAAACCAACCGCAGUAGUGCAAUAUAAUCAGUGGAAGAAAGGAGGAAUAAUCGCGUUGAGCUACGAAGCUCGAGCGAAUGGAGUAAAACGAUUCAUGCGAGGGAGCGAUGCAGAGGAGGUUUGUCCAAGCAUUUGUCUUGUACAAGUGCCUAUGAAGCGCGGCAAGGCAGACUUGUCAAAGUACCGAUUGGCCAGUGACGAAGUGUUUCACGUGUUGUCCGGUUUCGACGGUGUAGUGUUGGAGCGGGCGAGCAUCGAUGAGGCGUUUCUGGACGUGACCGAAGCGGUAGAACUGGCCGAGGCGCAGCCUAUCGAUCACUUGUUGACGGUUGACGACCUCCGCAACACGAGGAUGGCGGUGGAUGACGAUCGAAAGAACAUUGUUGACUACUUGACGUAUGUCCAGAACACAGAUUGCGACAUCAGUGACGACCAGCGAAUAAUACGGAAGCUACUGCUAGCCGCUCGGUUAGCUGAAAACAUGCGCAAACGCAUUUUCGAACAGACCAAGUUUCGCUGUUCUGCGGGUGUUGCGAUUAACAAGAUGUUGGCGAAAUUGGUCUGCAGUGUUAACAAGCCGAACGGACAGACGGUUAUUUUUCCGCAGCAGGUUCCCAAGCUGUUUGACAAAACAUCUAUCUCCGACAUACGAAGUCUUGGUGGAAAGUUGGGAAGGUCUGUCGUAAAUGUUUUGAACAUCGAAACCGUUGGACAGCUGGCUGCGGUUCCACUGGGCGUUCUUGUUCUCCAUUUUGGACAAAAAACCGCAAACUGGCUAAAAGAUAUCAGUCAGGGUGUCGAUGUUGAAGCAGUGACGCCAAGGCAGAUAGUGAAAUCGAUUGCCAGUGCGAAAAACUUUACAGGAAAAGCAGCUCUCUCUGCUAAGUCAGAGGUGAAGUUUUGGAUCGAACAGCUCGCUGAAUGCCUGCUUGAACGGCUUCUUGAAGACAGAAGUAGUGUCAUGGCCUGA
Messenger RNA from Soboliphyme baturini, 1056 nucleotides. The record is from the annotation of a GenBank genome assembly. Lineage: Eukaryota; Metazoa; Nematoda; Enoplea; Dioctophymatida; Soboliphymatidae.